GCGUUUAUUUAGUUGAUUUUUUGUUAACUUUUGUGUACAUUUGAGUUCUAUAAAAUGCCGUUAACAUUUAUUAAUUCUCAAAAAGGCAAUAAAUUAUUAGUUCAUGAAGGCAUUUUAUAUGCAAAAAAGCGGAUAAACAAAAAUGAUAUUUCUUGGCGUUGUGCUACCAAUUCGAAGUGUAACCUAUUAAUUCACACGGAUAGCGAACUCCGCACCGGCAAUAUUAUAGGCACUGUGCCUGUUCAUGAUCAUCCAGGCGAUGUUGCUGCGAUUCAAGCGAAAGCUGUAAAAAAUAAAAUAUUAAAGCGAGCUCGCAAGACCGACGAUAAGCCUGCAAAAGUUGUAUCACGUUCUUUACGUGGUGUGAUGUCUCCUGUAGCUGCUUUGUUACCUAAACCGGCAUCGCUUUCACGUGCAAUAAAUCGUGUACGAGCUGUUGAUAAUCCACAAUUCCUGGCGUAA
This is a messenger RNA of Microplitis mediator, 462 nucleotides long. RefSeq lists its product as uncharacterized. NCBI's taxonomy places the organism in Eukaryota, Metazoa, Arthropoda, Insecta, Hymenoptera, Braconidae. Bases 55 to 462 code for a protein of 135 amino acids. The record is from RefSeq and is a predicted model, not a curated record. The transcript is spliced from 3 exons.